This is a messenger RNA of Diachasma alloeum, 576 nucleotides long. RefSeq lists its product as uncharacterized. NCBI's taxonomy places the organism in Eukaryota, Metazoa, Arthropoda, Insecta, Hymenoptera, Braconidae. Bases 1 to 576 code for a protein of 191 amino acids. The record is from RefSeq and is a predicted model, not a curated record. The transcript has 3 exons.
AUGUGUUCCCAAAGAAUUGAGAAGCUAGAGAAGGACUUCCAACGAAUGUAUCGCGAAAUGGAAUCACUGAAGGCGGAGAAAUCAUCAACUCGCACAGAGGAUCGCUCUAAGGAUGUGGUGAUUAUAACAAUAGGAAAUGGCGACAAGAAACGCUCAUUCAACCUCGAUCCUAAAUAUUUUGAAAGAGCAUGUGAGGCAGCUAUGCUACCAGCAAUGGUAAAAAAUUUAGCCUUGGCCCUCAUGCAGGUCCACGAACGCAGCACGGCUAAAUUUCGGAACAUAGAUACCAAGGACAAAAAUGCAAUGACGUCACUACUAAAGGACGUAAGGAAGAUUAGCAGACUAGUGCUGAAGAAGGUCGACGCCGGCUGCUCCCGGAAACCGGUUACGUAUAUUGUGCAGCAUGGGGAAAACAUCGCAGUGAAAAAUAGAAAUGUGCAGCAGGAUAAACUGACGAGCUCCGCUGAGGAAACACCGAACGAACGGAGAAAAAAUUUCACGGAAAGACUGAAUGAACCGGGAGUAUUGAAGUCGUGGGUAUCAGAUGGUCUUAAAAAUGACCGAAAAAGACAUUAA